CUGAGCGGAGCAGCAGAUCAACUUUAUCCGAACGGCUCUGAGAGGAUCUCCUGCCGUCAGUUGCGGCGUCUCCGCCGGCUGCUCUUCCUGCCUCUGCCCGCUGCUGCUCCGGAGCUCCGGAGCUGCUCCUCAGCCGGAGCGCAGCGCUCCUCCCCGCCCCACCCCGCCGGAGGAGGCACCGGAGAUCCGGCUAAAGUUUCGUCUCCGCUCCGCCUUCCGGGACUUGUUAACCGGGACCGAACCGGCCCCAGCCAGGAUGAGCGGCGCCGGCCCGGCCAGGAAGCCGUACCGCAAGGCUCCGCUGCAGCACCGCGAGACGCGCCACGCCACGCCUGCCGGUCCUUCUCCAUCUGCGCCGCAGCCCGACAUCAAUCAGGAGGCGGUAAUGGACUCGGACCGCAUCAGAAUCCUCCAGCAGCAGAAUGAGGACCUACAGCGCCGCCUCUCACUCUCCACCCACAAGAUGGAGGCCAUAGAGGCGGAGUUUGACGGCGGCCGCCACUACAUGGAGGCGGAGCUAAGCCGGACCAGAGACGACCUAGACAAGAUGAGGGACAAGUUCCGCAGACUCCAGAACAGCUACACAGCGUCUCAGAGAGCCAAUCAGGACCUUCAGGAACCUCUCACCUUCCCUCUACGGAAGGUGGAGAGGGACAAAAAGACGAUGGACCAGGAAACCGUGGAGCUCACCACCAAACUGCUGGAGGCCAGGAACGCCAUCGACCGGCUGGAGGAGCUCAACGAGCGCUACAGGCAGGACUGUAACCUGGCGGUGAGGCUGCUGAAGUGCAACAAGUCUCACUUCAGGGACCACAAGUUUGCUGAUGUGAGUACCUGUCUGUCUGACAGCCUGAACAAGCACCUGAUCCAACCCCCUGGCGAGCUCACCCCGGCGCCCAGGCCGCCCCCCGCGGUCCUGGCCCCGGCCGCCGUGGUCCCGGCCUCGGUGAUCGCCCGCGUGCUGGAGAAGCCGGAGCCGCUGGUCCUGAACUCGGCUCAGUCCGGCCUUCCGCAGCGGCCGGCGUCGGGCGUGUUCGUCCGCGUGGAACGCGGCGAGGCGCGCGCUUUGCGCUUUCGCGAAUCGCCGCAGCCAGAGCAGCCUGGACGGGCAGUCGGGCGGCGAGAAACGGCGGGGCCUUCGGCUGACGUGCCCCCCCGCCCAUUGCCGGGGCGCAGGCUCAUCGAGUUCUGGUCCGGCGACAAGGGUCGAAUUGAAACUGCCAUGCCCAACUGCACCUACGCCACGCGGCAGGCCAUCUCCAUGGGGCUGCAGGCGUAGCCGCCCCACUCCCUCGGGCGCCCGCGCGCCGCCCUCGGCCAGGGGCAGCCCAGCGAGCCGCUGUCCGGCCAGUCCAGCCCCUUCAGCAGCCCGCCACAGGCGCUCAGCGUGCUGGCGAGCUCCGGCAGCUCGGAGGAGGACCUGCUGGCCAACUGGCAGCGGAUGUUCGUGGAGAAGAUGGCGCCGGCCGGCGGCGGCGCGGCGGCCCAGCGCACUUCCUUCAGCAGCCACACGGCGCAGGAGCUGCAGAGGAGGGGGGGGGGGGGCGGGGCCUCCGACCGCCACCGGGCCGCCUACUCGGACGGCGAGGAGGGCUCGUCGGCGCGGAGCUGGACGCCGAGUCGCGGCUCCAGCCUGGACACCGAGGCCCGCCCGGGCGGGGCGAGGAGGCCCCGCUGGGAGGAGUUAGAGGAGGAGAGUGACGUCCUCCCCCCCGCCCUGCCCGUCAUCUCGCCCCGCCUCCUGGAUCUCGACGCCCCCCUCGCCGCCGCCCCCCCGCAGCGCCCGCAGAGGAGCCCCAAGAGGAUGGGCGUCCACCACCUGCACCGCAAGGACAGCCUGACCCGAGCCCAGGAGCAAGGCACGCUGCUGGACUGACCGCCGCCAUGGCAACCACCUGUACCCCACCAGGAGGUGUGUGUGUGUGUGUGUGUGUGUGUGUGUGUGUGUGUGUGUGUGUGUGUGUGUGUGUGUGUGUGUGUGUGUGUGUGUGUGUGUGUGUGUGUGUGUGUGUGUUUGUGUUUGUGUGUGUGUUUUUUUAAUAGUCACAUUAAACUUGUAACAGUAUUUUUAAAGAUAAAUGAGAAUCAUAUACAUGAAACUAACAUGUUGGAUAUAUACAUAUAUAAUUCCAUACAUAUUUUUUAUAUAUAUAAUAUAUGUAUAUAUAUACAUAUUAUAUAGAUAUAUAUUAUAUAUAUAUAUCAUAUAUAUUAUGUACAUAUAUAAAUAUACAUAUAUAUAUGUGUGUAUUGUUGCCGUGUUGUCAGAGAAGAAGAAAAGAUGUGUUUCCUGACCAGAAGCUUUUAUUUUGAAGAAAACAGAUGAGACACACACACACUCUCUGGAAGGUUGCGAGUACGACGCCGAGCUGGAGGUCAGAAUUUUGUUUUCUCGUCUCUACUCCUCUCACGUUUUUACUGAGUCACCUGAUUGGCUGUUCACGGACCAGGGGGCGGGGCUUAGUCGUUAUAGUUUGAUGUUUUGUUGUGGUUUGGUUCUACGGAAGCCUGUUAGUGUCAGAAACAUGGCUUUUAUUUUGAAAGAUAAUCACCAGAAUAUUAAUAUGAUCGAUAUAUAUGUGUAUAUAUAUGUAUAUAUAUAUAUAUACACAUAUAUAUACACACAUAUAUGUGUAUAUAUAUAUGUGGAUACAUAUAUAUGUGGAUACAUAUAUAAAU
Messenger RNA from Pseudoliparis swirei, 2679 nucleotides. RefSeq names its product tight junction associated protein 1 (peripheral) (gene tjap1). Gene Ontology annotation, biological process: Golgi organization. Gene Ontology annotation, cellular component: trans-Golgi network. Lineage: Eukaryota; Metazoa; Chordata; Actinopteri; Perciformes; Liparidae. The record is from RefSeq and is a predicted model, not a curated record.